Rhinolophus ferrumequinum (greater horseshoe bat) is the source of this 2630-nucleotide messenger RNA. RefSeq names its product zinc finger protein 24 (gene ZNF24). Bases 229 to 1332 code for a protein of 367 amino acids. NCBI's taxonomy places the organism in Eukaryota, Metazoa, Chordata, Mammalia, Chiroptera, Rhinolophidae. Gene Ontology annotation, molecular function: RNA polymerase II cis-regulatory region sequence-specific DNA binding; DNA-binding transcription factor activity, RNA polymerase II-specific. The record is from RefSeq and is a predicted model, not a curated record. The transcript is spliced from 4 exons. Gene Ontology annotation, biological process: regulation of transcription by RNA polymerase II.
UUCGCCUCUCCCCGCCUCCUGGGGCCCGCAGACCGGAAGCAGCCCGCGCAGGGGGCUUCUGGGAAACUGCUUGUGAGCGGCGUUUCUGCGUCUGCCCUGGACAGCGAAGCUGCUAAGGUUCCUGAGCCGGAGGUUUGCGCCAGACUGAGGAGAGACUGUGAAGAAAAGGAGUUAUUUCCCAGAAGCCUGUAUCCUGCCUUAUCUUUUUUUGAAGUGUUAUAAAUCAGGAUGUCUGCACAGUCAGUGGAAGAAGAUUCAAUACUUAUCAUCCCAACACCGGAUGAAGAUGAAAAAAUUCUGAGAGUGAAGUUGGAGGAGGAUCCUGAUGGCGAAGAGGGAUCAAGUAUCCCCUGGAACCAUCUCCCUGACCCAGAGGUUUUUCGACAGCGAUUCAGGCAGUUUGGAUACCAGGAUUCGCCAGGGCCCCGUGAAGCUGUUAGCCAGCUUCGAGAACUUUGCCGUCUGUGGCUCAGGCCAGAGACCCACACAAAAGAACAAAUCCUGGAGCUGGUGGUGCUGGAGCAAUUUGUUGCCAUCUUGCCCAAGGAGCUGCAGACUUGGGUUCGAGAGCAUCAUCCAGAGAAUGGAGAGGAGGCAGUGACGGUGCUGGAGGACUUAGAGAGUGAACUAGAUGACCCUGGACAGCCGGUUUCCCUCCGUCGACGAAAACGGGAAGUGCUAGUUGAGGAGAUUGUAUCUCAAGAAGAAGCUCAGGGAUUACCAAGUUCUGAGCUCGAUGCUGUGGAAAACCAGCUUAAAUGGGCAUCCUGGGAGCUCCAUUCUCUAAGGCACUGUGAUGAUGAUGCUAGGACUGAAAAUGGAGCGUUGGCUCCAAAGCAGGAGAUCCCUUCAGUAGCGUCUCAUGAAGUUCCUGGCACUCUCAAUAUAGGUGUUCCUCAGAUUUUUAAAUACGGAGAAGCCUGUUUCCCUAAGGGCAGAUUUGAAAGAAAGAGAAAUCCUUCUCGAAAGAAACAACAUAUAUGUGAUGAAUGUGGAAAACACUUCAGUCAGGGCUCAGCCCUUAUUCUUCAUCAAAGAAUCCACAGUGGAGAGAAGCCCUACGGAUGUGUUGAAUGUGGGAAGGCAUUCAGCAGAAGUUCUAUCCUUGUGCAACACCAGAGAGUCCAUACUGGAGAAAAACCUUACAAAUGUCUUGAAUGUGGAAAAGCCUUUAGCCAGAAUUCUGGGCUUAUUAAUCAUCAGAGAAUCCAUACUGGGGAGAAACCUUAUGAAUGCGUUCAGUGUGGGAAAUCCUAUAGUCAAAGCUCAAAUCUUUUUAGACAUCAGCGAAGACACAAUGCAGAAAAACUUCUGAAUGUUGUGAAAGUUUAAGAAAUUAAAAAAAAAAAGUCAGCACUCAGGUCUUUUUUCUUCAGAAAUGAAGACAAAAUUAAAAACAUGGAAUGAUACGUAAUAGUUUUGUUUCCCUAUAGACUUAGAAAAUGCACUGGGAAAUGUAGGAAAUUGUCACCCACCAUUUUUAAUUUUUAUCUUGAAAGAAAUGGUGUCAUACCUGCCUAGAAACGGAAAUUUUAAACUUAAUUCAGGUGUUAAUGCUUAAAUCUUCCAUGUGGUGUUUAUAUUCUUACUAUUUUUUCCCAAAUAAUGAACUACCUGAUUCUUUGCCCUUUUCUUAAAAGUUUUUUUUAGACGGAUUUAUUCCUAUGUUCAUCAUUGAAAUGUUCUUUACAAGGAUACAUUCCCUUCUACAUUAAAAAGCAACAUUGGAAUUAUAAAACCAUCUUUUCAGAAUUGACUCUUUUUUACCAAAUUUGGAUAUGCAUUUCAGAAAAUAGAAGAUAAGGGAUGACUACAAGCUUCAAAGUAAGAUUAGAAGUGAUAAAACAUCAAAAAGUGAAUGGGACACCUAGAUUGGAGAAGAUAAAUGAUAACUUUGAUCCAAGAAUGGAAGUUUAUCAAGCAUCUAUCUAAAUGUAAUUAUCUGCCUGCUGGAAAACUAAAAAAUGGAGCAUCCUGUCUGUAAUUUGGAGGCUUCCCACUAAUGAAAAUAACAUUCUUCUAUAUAUCAUUAGAAAGGGGGCAGCCUAAACAAUAAAGAGUCGUAAACUAUGAAAGAAAUAACAUUAGGGGAGAAUUUGCAGUGCAUGGCAGUGAUGAAGGGCAAAUGUAAAAGGGUAAUGGUCUGUCUUGGCUUUUAGGAAAAAAAAAAAGACUUGAAGAUCCAAUCCAUUAUUUUGCCUUCAUUUUUAUUAAGGAUACAAAAAUCCCUAACAGGCAACAAGUAUUAGGUUUGGUAUUUUAUUCCUUUGGUAAAAAAGGGUUGAACACCAGGCUAACAAAGCAGCCAUGCGUUCAUUUAUUAUUAAACAUUUUCUACCGACAAGGCACUGUGCUAGGUACUGUAACCCUACCAUAAGUAGGUAGGUAUUUCUUCCACUGUAAAUUAUUGGGGAUUUGGUACAAAGCUCUUUCAUGUGAGUUAGCCUCUUGCUCCCUGUGUUAGCAGUCCUGGGGGAGCUCACCUCUGAAAUUCCCAGAGCCAUAGUUCUCUUACCAGAGUGUUACACUGGGGGGAAAGGAAGACUCAGCUCAAAGAGCUAGCCAUCUCUCCAGGAUUCUUCAGAGGUGAGUCCAAAAUACUCUGUAUCACAGUUUGGAGGUUUGUGGGU